AUGAGGCGCCCCGUGAGCGCGAAGACUCGUCUUCAAUUGACUCUGCGCUACUUGGCAUCUGGGGAAUCCCAGUACUCGCUGAGCCGACAAUUUCGCGUCGGCCACAGCACUGUGAACGGAAUCAUCCACAGCACGUGUGCCGCCAUUUACGAUGUACUGAAGGGUGACAUGCUGGUAGCACCAAACUGUGAGCAGGCCUGGUUGGACUUGGCUCAGCACUUCAACAAUCGGUGGCAGUUUCCAAACUGCGUGGGCGGCAUUGAUGGAAAACACGUCGUCAUUGUAAGACCUGCGAAGUCAGGAACACUGUACUACAACUACAAAAAAACGUACAGUGUUAUCCUUUUUGCACUUGUCGACGCCGACUGCAAGUUUGCGUAUAUUGAUGUCGGGACGCCCGGCUCCAAGGGAGAUGGUGCGAUCUGGCAGACCACCCCCCUGCAGAAAGCAAUCACGGAAAAGAGAUCGGGGCUACCUGACAUGAUUAGCAUGAACGCCUCAUCUACCCUCCAGCUUCCCCCUGUGAUCGUGGGUGAUGACGCAUUCCCACUAUCCCCGAACCUCAUGAAGCCAUUUGGUGGGAGCGACCUUUCAAAGGCACAAAAAAUUUUCAAUUAUCGGUUGUCCAGGGCACGUCGUGUGGCAGAGAACGCAUUCGGUAUAUUGGCGCACAGAUUUCGCUUCCUCUUAACUACUGUGCACGCUACACCGGAGAGGGUGAGCACAAUGGUGAAAGCAGCAUGUGUCUUGCACAAUCUCUUGAAGAGACGCCAGGUCGAACAACCCGAGACAAGCAAAGGAACCGCUCCCGAGAAAACUUUUUUCGGCCUGGAGUCUUCGAAAUCUCGAGCUGGAGCUCUUGCUGCAGCAGUGCGAGAAAGGCUCUGCGAAUAUUUCAGUGGAGAAGGUGCCGUGCCUUGGCAGGACAAACUCGCUGGCAUUGACAUUAGCCACCUUAGGAGGAAUGUGACAUAG
This is a messenger RNA of Ixodes scapularis (black-legged tick), 975 nucleotides long. RefSeq names its product putative nuclease HARBI1. NCBI's taxonomy places the organism in Eukaryota, Metazoa, Arthropoda, Arachnida, Ixodida, Ixodidae. The transcript is spliced from 3 exons. Bases 1 to 975 code for a protein of 324 amino acids. The record is from RefSeq and is a predicted model, not a curated record.